Magallana angulata is the source of this 2014-nucleotide messenger RNA. RefSeq lists its product as uncharacterized. Gene Ontology annotation, molecular function: SH3 domain binding. The transcript is spliced from 12 exons. NCBI's taxonomy places the organism in Eukaryota, Metazoa, Mollusca, Bivalvia, Ostreida, Ostreidae. Gene Ontology annotation, biological process: signal transduction. Bases 210 to 1334 code for a protein of 374 amino acids. The record is from RefSeq and is a predicted model, not a curated record.
ACAUGCCACAGUGACUCUGCAAAAGUGCAUUGUAUUAUACGGAGUGAUACCCUAUUGGCACAUUCUCGGGUUUUUGAAUGCGUGUCGACAAAUAACUUCCUGGUCUAUGAAAGACGCAGUUUCACGGCAAAGGAAGGCAUUUAAUACAAAAACGGAGCAUAAACGCAGCAUGAUAAGAGCAUGAAAGGAGCAUGACAAGGGUAUAAGAUAUGACCAGUCCUGGCUCUGUGUCGAAGACUCCUUUAAAAUCAAUAGGGGCUCGGGAUAUCAUCAAGUUGGACUUUCAGAAAAGUGGCCAUCUCCGGAAAGAAGGACUCCUAGAGAGAAGCUUGCUGGGCAAACUUGUCGGCGUAACAUGGCGACAAGUUUUCGUCGUCCUGCGAGAUGGUUGCUGCUAUGUCUUUGACAAUGACCAGUCAACGCAACCCAAAACAGCAUUCUCUUUUGAAAACUACUGUAGAUUGGAAUGUUUCGAGAAGCCACCAGACUUGGAUUACUGCUUUAAACUUUUUCCAAGGGUCAACUAUGUUGAAAUGAAAGAACACUGCUUCGCUGCAUCUGACGACAACAGUCGAAAGGAAUGGCUGAUCGCCUUUUAUAAAGCGUUCCAUGUUGCUAACGACCUACCAGAACCUUUAGACGUUGGCAACGAUGAUUGGACAAAAGACAUUUUCAAGCGAAUUGGAGGUAAUCGCUAUGACUACAUAGAUGAAGAACGUGAAGGGAAUCUAUCCAAUACAAAAAGGCGCUACUCAGACAUGCCAACUAAAUCAAAAUCGCAAGUAUUCAAAACCCGCAGUUUGCCACCUGUUCCAAAAGAGGAGCUGUCGUAUGAUAUGCCAGAACUGGAGUCAGAAUUGCCAGAUGAAUCAUAUGAUGACUGCGCGGUUGGAACCAAACCUCAGUCCUCAAAGAUCAAACCAAAACGUGCCAGCCUACCGGCGCUCCCCCGGUCCCCGAAAGAGACCAACCCCACGGCAAGCCGAGGACAGUAUAUCAAUAUGGACUAUAAAAAACCAAAGGUUGACGAUUUGCCAUUGUUUGAAGGAAAUUCUGCGGAGGCAAAGGCAGCCAUCAGUAGUGAAGCUGUUGGAACGUUUAUCAUAAGGAAAUCAAGCCAAUCUGAAGGUAGAACUCCAUAUGUUUUAGUGGUAUCAGGACCGGAGGAGGAAGUGCAGUUCAGGAUAUAUAAAAAGGAACAAGGAGGCAUUUACAUUGCGGAAGAAAACAUUUUUCAAAGUCUUUCCGAGCUCGUGGCCUAUUACAGAAAAAAUGAGCUGUCGGCAAAAACAAAACUGAAACUUGCAAAACAUUAUGGACACAUGGAGUUAUGAUGAUAGUGAGCGGUUUCUACUUUUUAUAUGGGGGUGGGGGGCAUUCGACUUAAAUGUUUCUUUUGGAACGGGGGAAAAUGUAAAGAUUUUGUUUUAAAAAUUAUGUUAUAAGAGGGGUCCAUGUAUCCGUUGGCCAAGUGAUGAGUAUGCUUUCAUGAAGCUAAAAAUAGGAAUUAUCAGACAUGCACCGACACAGCAAAAAUAUUUAUUUGCUUUUUACCAAAUAGACUCUUUUACAUAACAAUGUAUUCUUUAAUGUACGCGUCAAUUGUAUUUUGAAAAAAACUUUUCUUGGUUUUUGUGGUUGGUUGAUUUAUUUUGCUACUUAAACAAUUCAAUUAAUGUGUUUAUCUACGCUUAGCAUAACUUUAUUUAUUCCGUUUUCAUUAUUAAGACUUACUCAAAAGUUUUUCUUCGAACCUUUUCAAGUUUAAGUGCAUUUAUCAAUACACAAAUAUUUUAUUAAUCAUAAGAUUAGUUUGUUAAUGAAUCUUUACUUUCUUACACUGUGUAAUGUUGCAUUCUUUUUUUUAUUCGUUGGUCAUAUUUUAUAAUGUUUUUCUGCUUAUGUUUGACCUACAAUUUUAAUUAAAUUUAAAUGUAUUAUCUAAAAAUUAUCUAGAAAUAUUGGCUUUAUGUCUGAUUUUUAUUCUUGAUAUCAAAUAAAUGCUCAACUUCCA